Cylicocyclus nassatus is the source of this 1177-nucleotide messenger RNA. The record is from the annotation of a GenBank genome assembly. NCBI's taxonomy places the organism in Eukaryota, Metazoa, Nematoda, Chromadorea, Rhabditida, Strongylidae.
UCCUAGUGCAGCUGUAUCUGAAGGGCUUUAUUGUAUUGAAGCUUUGCAGCACCAUUCAUAGUACCUUUCAUCCGCCUACUCUACUCCUAUAAAGUGCAAAGAUGGACCAGGCCUCUGCUCAGGAUAAAAGCCAGAAGUCAACAAAUUUCGACACCGACUCGAUGCUUGCAAGAAUGGUGGACAUUGGAAAACCAGGAGCAGGCUUUACAACCAAAAUUGGGGAACAAGAAAUCAUGGAUUUGACCGUUGCUGCAAAACAACUCUUUACAUCGCAGCCAAUGAUGUUAGAGUGCAAUGUGCCGCUCAAUGUCUGUGGAGAUAUUCAUGGUCAACUGAGCGACCUUAUACGCCUUUUUGAUAUGGUGGGAUGGCCGCCGACUGUGAACUACCUAUUUCUUGGAGACUACAUCGAUCGUGGCCGAUGGAGCAUAGAGACGAUAAUGCUGCUGCUUUUGAUAAAGUUGAAAUAUCCUGAAAAUUUCCUACUACUUCGUGGCAAUCAUGAAACGGUAAUUGUCAAUAGGAUAUAUGGCUUUUAUGAGGACCUUAUUCGUCGUUUUGCAACUCCACGUUUAUUCAAUUCCUUUCAGGAUGUUUUUGCAAUGAUGCCAUUGUCUGCGUUGAUUUCCAAUCGUAUUUUAUGCAUGCAUGGAGGAUUGUCUCCACAGCUAUUGAGCGCUGACUCAAUCGAGAUUCUCAAUAAAAUUGUUCGCCCUAUAGCAGACCCACCUAAUCCUUCGCUUCCACUUGACCUACUAUGGGCUGAUCCGGACAUCAACACAAAACAGUUUAAAUUCAGCAUAAGAGGUGUGAGUUGCACUUUUGGGCCAGAUGUGCUACAGACUGUACUGCAGAAGUACGGACUUGAUCUCGUUGUGAGAGCUCAUCAGGUUGUGCAAGAUGGUUACGAGUUCUUUUCGAACCGUAAACUAGUUACCAUCUUUUCGGCACCGCACUACUGUGGGCAAUUUGACAACGCUGCUGCCGUUAUGACGAUCAGUCCUGAACUGCAAUGCUCUUUCAAAGUUCUGCGCCCACAGUUCCCCGGACGGAGCAUAAAAACUGCUGAGCCUCGGGAUGUCACAGUUUACGGCGGAGUUCCCAAAAAAUGAGAUGAGAGACUAAAUGUAAUUAAUUGACACUGGAUUUCUUGCUUGUCCUUGCUUCGAAAAUCUGC